This is a messenger RNA of Bradysia coprophila, 2233 nucleotides long. Its product is annotated as sorting nexin-14-like. Gene Ontology annotation, molecular function: phosphatidylinositol binding. Gene Ontology annotation, cellular component: intracellular membrane-bounded organelle. Lineage: Eukaryota; Metazoa; Arthropoda; Insecta; Diptera; Sciaridae. The record is from RefSeq and is a predicted model, not a curated record.
GUGAAAUAAGAAGCAAAACGUCAUAUUUCUACAAAGAAAAAUAAACAAAAUGUGAAAUCGUUUCGUGAUAGAAAUAUUUAUCAAUAAGAUGAGUAAACCAGACGUAAAAAGUUUAUUGAAAAAUGUUUAUAAGGACAAAGUAUUCACUUCUGUUGCGUCAGCAGUUGUUUUAUUUUCAUUAUUUAUUGGAAUUUAUAUUAGCUUUAUUUUAGGAUUUUUCAUAUUUUUAUCAUAUUUAUGUGGCUGUGUCAUAACAAUAUCAUUACUAAAUCAUCAGCAAUCCGUUUCGAAAAUUUUGCAAUACUCAAAAGAUUGGCUAGGAUACAAACAGACCGAUGAGUCAAAAAACCAGUCAGAUUGUGAUAUAUGCGGAGAGAAAAAAUGCUCUCGGCAUCUAAACAUUCCAUCUUGGAAGGGACUAUUCGUUGAUCAAGGACUAGAUGAAGCUGUCGAUCGUUUUUACACACGAAUAUUGACUAGUUUUGUCGAAAGUUGGUUCUCGUUGCUGUCGAAAGAUGAGGAUUUUGUUCAAGCGUUAAAACAGAAUUUACGAGAGGCAACAUGUCGACUGAUCAUCAAAUUGAAAGAACUCAAUGCACCCGAAUUGCUGACAAACAAAUUACUUCCAUGCAUCUUCUCUCAUUACGAGACAAUAAAAAAAUUACUGGACGACGGUGUUUCGCUCGACAAGCUGGCGAAAACUGUUGUCCUCAAUGACCGGGCUGUACAUUUAGCUGUGUUAAACAGACAAACCGAAAUCGAUUAUUUGCGAUCGGUUUCGACGUUCCUAAUUCCACGACUCUCAAGCAACGAAAAUUUCAACAGCAAAGUGUUUUUCAGCUUGGUUCGUGAACUGUUGACUUGUUGGGUGUUGCUGCCGCUAAUGGAUGUGAUUUCCGAUCCGAAUUUGAUAAAUUUAUUGAUCAUUUUGGCAACAAAUAAAUCAAACAAUUCGGUGAUGAAGAAACCACAGGAGAAAGUUCCUUUUCUCGACAAAUUUGCCCAAAGGAACUACACGCCAUCUGAAUCCGACUGUAAUGACGAGAGUUUCCUGACCGAUCAAAAGCAACUGUAUUCGUUUAUGCAAUUUUUAAAGAAGGACGGCGAAGUUGAUUUGCUUCGCUUUUAUUUGGAUGUAGACAAUUUGAACAAUGAUCUUCAAGCACUAGGAUCGACAGAUCCCACCAAAUUGUCAGUACUCUUCCAACAGUCGGAAAAGCUAAUGAAAACCUACCAGACCUUAGCUGAGAAUGAGAAACGUCAGCCUGCAACCACUUUGAUUGAGGCUCACGAAGAUGUAAAACGAAUAUUACAUGAGAAAUGGAAAAAUGUCUUUCACACCACACCUGAAUAUUUCCGUCUGAAGUAUGGCAGUAACGAGUUACACGAAAUUGAAGAUGCGCGACCACCGGAAGCACAAUCGGUUUUCCGGCUGGGAUCGAAAUUGAAAGGUGCCAUUCGCGGUGCACCGACAUCUGUGGAAGCCACUGAAGUGCCAACCGUAUGGGAUGCAUUCACCGACGAGCCAGCGUUGGCCCGAGAUAACUCUUCCAACAUUUACAGUUCAGUGGCACAGAAAUUACGAAAAGAACGAGGUCAAAAUUUGGAAAACUUUGUCACGAACUUCAUGCAAUCGAUCGAACCGAACAUCGCUGACGUUGGCGAAGAUGUCAUUCUGAUGAAUGAAAAGAAAACUGUUCCGAAGAAACCGCAGCCACCCGGACGGAAUUUCGUCUUUGGAGAUUUAUUCGAACUGAAAUAUCAUCCGAAGUACUUGAAUCAAACGGUUCAAGUACAUAAUGUUCGUGGGCCCUCGCAGUGUUUGAUUUAUAUUCUGGUGAAAAUACUCAACACGCCAAUGAUUUUUGUGAAAUUCAUCUUAGCGCUGAUCAACAUUUCCCAGAAAUUUAUCGAUGGUAUCAUCAAUCUGCUGAUUGACAAAUUAAUCAAAUUUGGUUUGUAUGAACCACGUCUGACAGUGUUGAUCAAUGAAUUGGAAAAUCAGUUAUUCGGUCCAAAACAACCCGAUCCCAGUAUUACAGAGCUUCUGGAACGACAACGACAGGCGAAACUACGACUCGAGAAAGUCCGAAAAAGUUUAGGAAAUGUGGCUGACAUUCUCCAAUCGCCAGCAUUAAAUAAACACUUGAUGUACUGUCUAUUCGAUAUUAUUGUGCUCGAAAUUUAUCCGGAACUUGCAACCAAGGAAUAACAAUUUUUGUUUGUUUAGAAA